Messenger RNA from Gavia stellata (red-throated loon), 1783 nucleotides. It is a transcript of the gene NACC2, whose product is annotated as NACC family member 2. Gene Ontology annotation, molecular function: protein binding; RNA polymerase II cis-regulatory region sequence-specific DNA binding; DNA-binding transcription factor activity, RNA polymerase II-specific. Lineage: Eukaryota; Metazoa; Chordata; Aves; Gaviiformes; Gaviidae. The transcript has 5 exons. Bases 7 to 1743 code for a protein of 578 amino acids. Gene Ontology annotation, biological process: regulation of transcription by RNA polymerase II. The record is from RefSeq and is a predicted model, not a curated record.
UGAGCCAUGUCGCAGAUGUUGCACAUAGAGAUUCCCAACUUCGGGAACACCGUUCUGGGCUGCCUGAACGAGCAGCGGCUGCUGGGGCUGUACUGCGAUGUCUCCAUCGUGGUGAAGGGCCAAGCCUUCAAGGCGCACCGGGCGGUCCUGGCCGCCAGCAGCCUCUACUUCCGAGACUUGUUCAGUGGGAACAGCAAAAACGCCUUUGAGCUGCCGGGUACCGUCCCCCCCGCUUGCUUCCAGCAGAUCCUCUCCUUCUGCUACACCGGGAAGCUGACCAUGGCGGCGAGCGAGCAGCUGGUGGUGAUGUACACGGCGGGCUUCCUGCAGAUCCAGCACAUCGUGGAGAAAGGGACGGACUUGAUGUUCAAGGUCAGCUCUCCCCACUGUGACUCUCAGACCACCAUGAUCGAAGACCCCAGCUCGGAGCCGCAGAGCCCCUGCAACCAGCUGCAGUCGGCCUCGGCGCCCUACGUCAUGUCCCCCUCCAUGCCCAUCCCGCUCCUCACGCGCGUCAAACACGAGAACCUCGAGCUGCAGGCAGCUGCCCUGCCCGGCCUGCCCGGCAAGCGGCCCCUCGAGCCCGGCGCCCGGGAGGGGACAGGCGGCGGCGGCCCCAACACCGGUCCCCUGAAGCUCUCCCGCGUCUCCUACUACGGGAUGCCCAACCUGGCCACGCUCAUCCCCAACGUCCAGCAGGUCCAGUACUCGCAGGGGGAGCGGACGAGCCCCGGCGCCAGCAGCAUUCCCACCACCGACAGCCCCACCUCCUACCACAACGAGGAGGACGAGGAGGACGACGAGGCGUACGACACCAUGGUGGAGGAGCAGUACGGGCAGAUGUACAUCAAGUCCUCGGGAGGCUACUCUGUUGCCCAAGAGAAGCCAGAGCAGAUCCCACUGGAGAACCGCUCCUGUGUCCUCAUACGACGGGAUCUAGUGGCUCUCCCAGCCAGUCUUAUCAGUCAAAUCGGAUACCGUUGCCACCCAAAACUCUACUCAGAGGGAGAUCCUGGAGAAAAACUUGAGCUCGUUGCAGGCUCAGGUGUUUACAUCACCCGGGGGCAGCUGAUGAAUUGCCAUUUAUGUGCCGGUGUCAAACACAAGGUCCUUCUGAGACGUCUUCUGGCCACCUUCUUUGAUCGGAACACGCUCGCCAAUAGCUGCGGAACUGGAAUCCGGUCCUCCACGAGCGAUCCCAGCAGGAAGCCCCUGGACAGCAGGGUUCUUAACGCAGUCAAAUUGUAUUGUCAGAAUUUUGCCCCGAGCUUUAAGGAAAGCGAGAUGAAUGUUAUAGCAGCCGAUAUGUGCACCAAUGCCCGCCGGGUCCGCAAGCGCUGGCUGCCGAAGAUAAAGUCCAUGCUGCCGGAAGGGAUGGAGAUGUACCGCACCGUCAUGGGCUCCACCACAAACAGUGUCCCCCUGGAUCCUGAAUUCCAGCCCAACACUGCUCAGGUCUUUGAGCAGCGAAUCUAUGCAGAGAGGAGGAGCGAUUCAGGAACUAUAGUAGCCUUGAGAACUAACACAGUGAACGUAGAGCUGAGCAAUGGAUCCAACCAGUCCUUCGAACAGAGCGAGGAUGCCGAAGGGGCUGGCUCUGUGAUACAGGAGGCAGCUGCCACAGAUGCUAUGGCAUCGGAUACCCAAAGCACUCCGCAACCUUUUGAACAAGGUUCGGGCUCCUCCAGCCGGCCCGAAACUCCCGUGAGAAGACAAGAUGGUACUUACGGAGGGACUUUAUAAAGAGAGCAAACGUUUCGUGACCUAUAAGGGAUCUGUAAUA